Molecule: messenger RNA, 1164 nt
Organism: Knipowitschia caucasica
Lineage: Eukaryota; Metazoa; Chordata; Actinopteri; Gobiiformes; Gobiidae
Source: the annotation of a GenBank genome assembly
AUGGCAGCCGCCACGUCCAGCCCGUACCUAUCCAGCAGGGUCCUGCACACCGAGAGGAGAGGAGCUAUGCAGCAGGUCACCACCGGCUCCAGCGGGUACCGGACAGAGCCACCGGUCAAGAUGACGCAAAGUGACUUCAUGCAAGGCGCCGUUGUGGGCAAUGGAAGUCACAUGCUCAGCCACCAGUGGGUGACGUCUCUCCCGCACGCAGCAGCGGCAGCAGCAGCAGCUGCAGUAGCGGCAGCGGAAGCUGGGUCCGGGUGGCCGCCCUGCGCUCCAUCACAGGAGGCAAAGAGAGCUUCGUCCCGUGAGGACCUUCAUCCUGGCGCCACUUUGCACCACAGGACGCACCUGGGCGCGCACCAGCACUCUGGCGGCUGGACCGGCGGCUCCGGGGCGCACCUGGCGGACCCGGCUCUGGGGUACUCUCAGACAGGCUUCACUGUUAACGGCAUGCUCAGUGCGCACGGACACAACCUCGUGCACUCGGGAAUAGUGCGCGGAGACUCCCCUGAUCUGGACCAGCAUCAUCACCACCACAGCCAGCACGCGCACCACGCACACCAUCAGCACCAUGUGGCGCACGACACGCUCUCAGAUGAAGACACUCCGACAUCCGACGACCUGGAGCACUUCGCCAAACAGUUCAAGCAGAGGCGCAUCAAGCUUGGCUUCACUCAGGCAGAUGUGGGACUCGCCCUGGGCACGCUCUAUGGAAAUGUGUUUUCACAGACCACUAUCUGCAGGUUUGAGGCGCUCCAGCUCAGCUUCAAAAACAUGUGCAAACUAAAGCCGCUGCUCAACAAAUGGCUGGAGGAGGCAGACUCUACCAACGGGAGCCCCACCAGUAUAGAUAAGAUUGCCACUCAGGGGCGCAAGCGGAAAAAACGCACGUCCAUAGAAGUGAGUGUAAAGGGCGCGCUGGAAAGUCACUUCCUGAAGUGUCCGAAACCGUCCGCGCAGGAGAUCAACGCUCUGGCGGAUUCUCUGCAGCUGGAGAAGGAGGUGGUGCGCGUCUGGUUCUGUAACCGCAGGCAGAAGGAGAAGCGCAUGACGCCGCCCGGGCUGCCGCGCACCCCCGAGGACCCGUUCUCUCAGGUGGGCAUGGGGCCCGAGUCCCCGUCCCCCACAGAGGACUGCAAAAGGAUGUACAGCGACACGUGA